UACAUAUUACUCUCCUCAAAGCUCCCUAUGUGGUAUUAUACUAGUUAUGUUGUUAUUGUUAAAGAUAGGGCGAACAAGAACUAGCUAGGAGAUGUGAUUAGACAAGACAUGACACAACUUUAGUUUAUUGAGGAUCUGACUGUAGAUAAGAGGUAUGAAGGUCGAGGACAAUGGUAGAAAAUUAGUAGAUAGGCAAGUGUUGGGGUGAGAGAGGUAGAGGGAUAGCCUUUCAUUCCCUUCUUGGCCUUACUAGUAGUAUUAUUUCGUAAUCGCAUAGUUUCGUAUUCUAUAAUGUGUAUUACUAUGUGUUGCUUCAUUUGAUUUGUAUCUUCUUUUUUUUGUCAUUUUGCCUGCAAUUCUUUUGAAUAGAGAGUUUUAUUGAAAAAUAAUUUUUCUACCCACAAAGGUACAUUCUAUCCUUCUCACACCACUAGUGAGAUUGUACCGGGGUUUAUCAUUGUUGUUUCUUAAUCUCUGAAUUUAAUACUUUUAAUCUCUCUUCAUAUUUAUUAAAUAAUGACGAAGGUGGAAACUAUUGACGGAUGUCUUAAUUUUCUAAAAUAAUAAAAUAACAAUUAUUUUGGACAAUAAUGUAAUGUAGGGAGUAUUGACAACUAAAAUGGACAGGAGGGAGUAGUUCCAAGAUGCCUAUAUAUUUGGAGUUCCUACUUCUUGUAAAAUAUGAAAGUUGGGUUUUCACAAAAGAUGGGUGUGUCAAGAAUGGGAUAUUUUGGGUGCAACAUUCUUGUUGUUCUGGUUUUGGUUCUGAAUGAAUCACAUUUAUGUAAUGGUGGAGUGACCAGUAGUUUUGUUAGAAAAGUUGAUAAGACAAUUGAUAUGCCUUUGGAUAGUGAUGUCUUUCGUGUCCCUCCUGGAUAUAAUGCACCUCAACAGGUUCACAUAACACAAGGAGAUCAUGUGGGAAAGGCUGUAAUUGUUUCAUGGGUGACUAUGGAUGAACCUGGUUCAAGUACAGUCGUAUACUGGAGCGAAAAUUGCCAGCAAAAGAAUAAGGCCAACGGAAAAGUUACUACCUACAAAUUUUAUAACUAUACAUCUGGUUACAUCCACCACUGCACCAUCGAAAAUUUGAAGUUCAAUACCAAAUACUACUAUAAGAUUGGGAUUGGGCGAGUGGCACGAACCUUCUGGUUCACAACUCCUCCAGAAGUUGGGCCUGAUGUACCCUAUACAUUUGGUCUUAUAGGGGAUCUUGGUCAGAGUUUCGAUUCAAACAAGACACUCACACAUUAUGAAUUAAAUCCAAUUAAGGGGCAAGCAGUGUUGUUCGUAGGUGACAUAUCUUACGCAGAUAAGUAUCCGAAUCAUGACAAUAACAGAUGGGACUCUUGGGGAAGGUUCGCAGAGAGAAGUACUGCUUAUCAACCUUGGAUUUGGACCGCAGGAAAUCAUGAGAUAGAUUUUGCUCCUGAACUUGGCGAAACAGAACCAUUCAAGCCAUACACUCAUAGGUACCAUGUCCCGUAUAGAGCAUCAGGCAGCACAUCUCCACUUUGGUAUUCAAUCAAGCGAGCUUCAGCAUAUAUCAUAGUUUUAUCCUCAUAUUCAGCAUGUGGCAAAUACACUCCUCAAUAUAAAUGGCUUAAGAAAGAGCUACCAAAGGUUAACAGGAUCGAGACUCCGUGGCUGUUUGUUGUUGUGCAUGCUCCAUUGUAUAACAGCUACAACAAUCACUAUAUGGAAGGGGAAACCAUGAGAGUAGUGUAUGAGCAAUGGUUCGUGAAGUACAAAGUGGAUAUGGUUUUUGCAGGUCAUGUUCAUGCUUAUGAGCGAACGGAACGGAUAUCUAAUGUGGCCUACAACAUUGUCAAUGAAGAAUGCACUCCUAUUCCUGAUCAGUCUGCUCCAAUUUAUAUAACGAUUGGUGAUGGAGGAAAUCUUGAAGGCUUAGCUACCAACAUGACAGAGCCACAACCAAAUUACUCUGCAUUCCGCGAGGCCAGUUAUGGACAUGCCACUAUUGCUAUCCAGAAUAGAUAUCAUGCUGUUUAUAGUUGGCAUCGUAAUCACGAUGGAUGUGCUGUGGAAGCUGAUAGGAUAUGGGUUAACAACCGUUUUUGGUAUCCAUUUGAUGAAUCCACAACAGCCAAAUCAGGGUGAACAUACACGAGAUUUAUCUUUUUCUCUUCCCUUUUUCUAAGCAAACUUCUGUAAUUUUGUUGCUUAGCCUGCGACCAAUAAAUUUCAAGCUCUUGCUGUCUCAGAAGUCAUUGUGACGAAAAUGAAAUAACUCCAUGAAAGAAAAUUGGAUGACAUAUAUAUGUUCAUAGUUUACUCAUUUAUCCAAUUAUGAAUGUGAUUUAGCUUG
This is a messenger RNA of Capsicum annuum, 2329 nucleotides long. RefSeq names its product purple acid phosphatase 2. The transcript is spliced from 8 exons. Bases 682 to 2121 code for a protein of 479 amino acids. Gene Ontology annotation, molecular function: metal ion binding; acid phosphatase activity. NCBI's taxonomy places the organism in Eukaryota, Viridiplantae, Streptophyta, Magnoliopsida, Solanales, Solanaceae. The record is from RefSeq and is a predicted model, not a curated record.